AAAAACAUUUUCCGAAGGAGGAGAGGUACAGAAAACACACACUUCUCCGAAAAAGACCCAACUUUCAAACUCUCAAAAUCUUGGCGAGAAAAAAAAUCUUGAAUUGGGUUUCAAAGAAAUAGCAAAAUCAAGCAGCACUUGAGUAGAACUUUGUGUAUCCUUAACUUUUAAAGAGUGUGUGUGUGUGUGUGUGUUUUUUCCAAAUAUAGUAGAACAUAAUUACAUAUCAAAGUUUGAAAUUUAUUGCCCAUAAAUUUUGUGUUUUUGGGACUCUGCCAAAUGAGUUAGUUCAUGAGAUAAAAUUGAGUACAUAUAUCCAUUUAAUUGUCAUAUUUUUUAGUUUGUAGAGGUGCGCUUUUGAAGAUAAUAUUGACAAAUACCAGAAAAGUUUCGAAUACAAAUUCUAGGAUUUUUUUGGGAUGAAUUCGUGAUGAUAAUAUUAUAGUGUUGAAAUAUUAAAAUGGCCGAUCUGUAUGGAACCAAUGAAUCAGAAGACAUGUCUUCUUUUCUUCAAUUUCUUCUUCAAAAUUCAUCAUCGGCUGUUACUACUUCUUCCCCAGCUGAUGGUCUGUUCUGCGGCAUCGGAGCCUCGGCUCCAGUUGCGGAGUGUUCGUCUGCCAUCAAUUUCGCAGAUCCCAGCAAUUUCUUUGCCAAAGUAUUUGAUUGGAUCGGUUCUUCUGCGAAACUUGGAAAUGUUGGUUCUUCCUUCGAGGGAGCUGAAGCUUCGGAUAUUCGAGUUAAGCCACGUUCCUCAAAGAGGAGUAGAGCAGCUGAGAUUCAUAAUUUAUCGGAAAAGAGGAGGAGAAGUCAGAUAAAUGAAAAACUCAAGGCACUUCAAAACUUAGUUCCGAAUUCUAGUAAAACUGACAAGGCAUCAAUGUUGGAUGAAGCUAUCGAAUAUCUGAAACAACUUCAGCUACAAGUACAGAUGUUGACAUUGAGAAAUGGAUUGAUCUCGCAUCCAGGCUACUCACCAGGGUCGUUAGUGCCCCAAUCUGUUGUUGCCUUCGAUGAAGGGAACAUAUUGCCUAAUACAAGCAGACAGGCAGAAACACUUUCUCAGGAACAAGAAAUGUUUAGACAAACAGCAUUUGAUACUUCCCAUCAUGCUUCCUCGACCCAGCAAAUUGUCAUAGACUCCAUGAUAACAAAUUCCAAUUCACAAAUUCCAGCUGGCUUCACACUGCCUGCUCGAAAUAAUUACGGACUUCGCAAUAAUCUGGCAUCUUUCAAGGAUAUUUGUUGGGAUGGUACACUGUCACGCUUCCAGUUGGAUACAAGUUUCUUAGGUAACAAUCCAUCACCAGGCGUGUCUUCAUAGAGAAUGAGUAAACGAUGUGAAUGAUGUAUUAGACUGCUGGUAACCAUCUGAAAUGUGAAAUUUACCAUUGUUUGGACAUCUUAGAAAUUGCAAAUUAGCCUGGAAAGUUCCAAGCAUACUGACCUUUUAAGAUAAACUGUGUCAAUAAGGCUCUAGAGAAGCAUGAACUUUCAUGUAAUUAUUGACCUCUUUUUAAAUUACUGUAACAUUUUUAGAAUAUUUUAAUGUUCAGAGUC
Olea europaea var. sylvestris is the source of this 1557-nucleotide messenger RNA. RefSeq names its product transcription factor ALC-like. Gene Ontology annotation, molecular function: protein dimerization activity. The record is from RefSeq and is a predicted model, not a curated record. Gene Ontology annotation, cellular component: nucleus. The coding region runs from base 461 to 1321 and encodes 286 amino acids. NCBI's taxonomy places the organism in Eukaryota, Viridiplantae, Streptophyta, Magnoliopsida, Lamiales, Oleaceae. The transcript is spliced from 6 exons.